CGCGCCUCGCAGUCACAAAGCUGUACGUGUGUGCAAGCAGACUGGACUGUCCGCCACCGAUACGAGGAGGAAGAAGACACCCAGCAACUAGCCAGAAAAGCUGCUCCUGAAGUCGCCUUGGUGCCAUUUCUCCAGCCACAAACAACAAACUCUGAAUUCUUAUUAAAUAUGUCUAAUAUCGUCUGCUGUCAAACCCCUAAGGUUAUAAUGUAUGACCAACACAGAAUAAGAACAACUCUAUAGCCAACGGGUUCCCGAGGACUUGAUUACAGUCGCUUCAAGCCUGAUAGUUUGCUGGGGUGGAAGCCCUCCCCCUCCCGUCUGCUGCCGCCUGUGUUGUCGACUGGCAUUUCUUCUGACACCUUUCCCAUCCCACUCCUUGGGUGAAGACGACCGGAGUUUCCCUGGAAUCUCUUGUCUACUUUGCCUGUUGCCUGAUUUUCAUUUCCUGUUCUACUAUUGCCGUGGCACUUCCCUGGAUUUGAGCUACUCCUCCAUUAGGCAUACACCCAAAUUCAGCCAAAAUGAUUCCGAAUGGUUAUCUGAUCUUUGAGGAUGAGAGUUUCCUGGAUUCCACUGUGGCGAAAAUGAACGCUCUGAGAAAGAGCGGUCAGUUCUGCGAUGUUAGACUGCAGGUAUGUGGUCAUGAGUUGAUGGCUCAUCGUGCUGUGUUGGCUUGCUGCAGUCCAUACCUGUUUGAGAUCUUCAACAGUGACAUUGAACCACAUGGAGUGUCUCACGUCACUUUUGAGGACUUGGACCCAGAGGCUGUGGAGAUCUUGCUCACCUAUGCCUACACUGCCCAGCUGAAGGCAGACAAGGGGCUGGUCAAGGAUGUGUACUCAGCUGCUAAAAGGUUCAAGAUGGAGCGAGUCAAACAGAUUUGUGGUGACUACCUGCUGUCUAAGAUGGAUUCCCAGAACGCCAUUUCCUUUCGAAACUUUGCCAGCUCAAUGGGAGAUGCUAGAGUUUUGGCCAAAGUAGAUGCCUACAUCCAAGAUCACUUACUGGAGGUGUCCGAACAGGAGGACUUCCUCAAACUUCCCCGCCUCAAGUUAGAAGUAAUGCUAGAAGACAACCUGACCCUGCCCAGCAAUGGCAAGCUUUACUCCAAGGUGCUAAACUGGGUGCAGCGCAGCAUUUGGGAGAAUGGAGAGCAACUGGAUCAACUCAUGGAGGAGGUGCAAAUGCUGUACUACUCACCUGACCAUAAGCUGGUGGAUGGAGGGCUGGUGAUUGAGGGGCACACUGAGGUGUUUGGUGGCGAGGAGGACCACCUUCAGUUUGUGCAGAAGAAGCCAGUACGAGAGAGCACCCAGAGACAGAUGAGCUGCAGUUCCUCGGGAAGCCUUUCACCCUCCAACCAAGCAGCAAAUGCUCCCAAACAGACCACCAGGAGAGAGUGGAAGUACAUUGCCUCUGAGAAGACGACAAACAACACCUACCUAUGUCUGGCUGUGUUGGAUGGUGUGUUGUGUGUGAUCUUCUUGCACGGCCGCAGCAGCCCUCAGACCUCCCCCUCCGCCACCCCCUGCCUGCUAAAGAGCCUCAGUUUUGAGGCCCAGCCCGAGGAGUUGGAGGAGCAACCGUUGUCACCCAUGCAUUAUGCUCGCUCCGGCCUUGGCACCGCAGCCCUCAAUUCGAGGCUCAUCGCAGCAGGCGGCUACAACCGAGAGGAAUGUUUGAGGACUGUGGAGUGCUAUGACCCCAAGGAGGACCGCUGGACCUUCAUCGCUCCCAUGCGAACUCCAAGGGCUCGUUUCCAGAUGGCUGUGCUCAUGGGUCAUCUCUAUGUGAUUGGCGGUUCUAAUGGACAUUCUGACGAGCUGAGCUGCGGGGAGAUGUACGAUCCGCACGCCAAUGAGUGGGCUCAGGUGCCAGAGCUGAGGACAAACCGCUGCAAUGCAGGUGUCUGCUCCCUGAACAACCAGCUCUACGUUGUAGGAGGGUCAGACCCCUGUGGGCAGAAAGGACUGAAGAACUGCGAUGCUUUUGACCCAGUGAGCAAAACCUGGUCCAACUGUGCCCCCCUCAACAUCAGGCGGCACCAGGCUGCAGUGUGCGAGUUGGAUGGCUUUAUGUAUGUGAUCGGCGGGGCGGAGUCCUGGAACUGCUUGAACACCGUGGAACGCUACAACCCUGAAAACAACACCUGGAGCCUGAUAGCGCCAAUGAAUGUGGCUCGCAGGGGGGCCGGCGUGGCAGUCUCUGCUGGCAAACUCUUUGUGGUUGGCGGCUUUGACGGCUCCCACGCGCUGCGCUGCGUGGAGGCGUACGACCCGGCCCGCAACGAGUGGCGGAUGCUGGGAAGCAUGACCACGUCUCGCAGCAACGCGGGCGUGGCCAUGCUCGGCGACACCAUCUACGCUGUGGGCGGCUUCGACGGAAACGAGUUCCUGAACACGAUGGAGGUGUACAACCCCGAGACAGAUGAGUGGACCGACUGCACCAAGCCCCUCGCCCCCCUAUCUGAGUGAAGGGUUAGGAAGUUUCACAGCGCUUCACCUUUUUUCCAAACUAACAGGCUUAGUGAUGUAAUCAAUGUUUCGUGAUGUGUGUGUGUGUGUGUGUGUGUGUGUGUGUGUAUGAGAGAGAGAGAGUGGAUGAGUGGUUGUUUUGGUGGGGUGGAAGGGUUCUAGGACGAGGGGUCUUCAAUGAAGACUAGCUUAUAUUUAGUGGGGUGGGGCUCGUUGCCCAAAGCAACAUGAAUGAAGCCUUUUCAUAAUGCGUACAUUGUUCUACGUGCUGUAUAUAUCGUUACUCAUUCCUGUCAUAUGCCAACACUUACUACACUUAUACACUUAGUGCUUUUCUUUUUCUCUUCAGAGUGGAAGAGUUUGUCACUUUGGAAGGUUUUCAGAUGAAGCGAUCUACUACCGAUCACUUAGAAAGCGGAAGUGAUGGAGAAUGGAUCUGUUGCGGAUGUCAUUUUGCUCACGCACUAAAGGUUGAUGAUUUGAAGCCUUAUUCACUGUGCAAGUUCAUUAACACCUGUAAAGGAAUUGUGUGUGUGUGUGUGUGUGUGGCAUUUUCAAGCAGCUGGAUUGUGUUUUGAAUCUGAAUAAUGGCCUUUUUAUAUUUUUAUACACUGCAGCGUUCUCAAAACUUAGUAGCAGACAGCUAAAGUCAAUAAAUCUAACCAGUGCCAGUUUUAGUUAAGUUUUAUUGCGCACAAAACAUGCACAGCCAAGCUUCUGCUAACCAAACAUUACUAAUGUGAUUUAACUCGUGUACGUAGAUGCAGUUUACUGAAAAUUGUCAAUUUUAUUUCUGGAAGGGUGUUCAGAUUUAAAUUCACAUUUGUAAUAUUUCUUAAUAAAUCAUGAAAAUGGAA
Dunckerocampus dactyliophorus (ringed pipefish) is the source of this 3334-nucleotide messenger RNA. RefSeq names its product influenza virus NS1A binding protein a (gene ivns1abpa). The transcript has 15 exons. Bases 525 to 2477 code for a protein of 650 amino acids. Gene Ontology annotation, molecular function: protein binding. The record is from RefSeq and is a predicted model, not a curated record. NCBI's taxonomy places the organism in Eukaryota, Metazoa, Chordata, Actinopteri, Syngnathiformes, Syngnathidae.